Molecule: messenger RNA, 1432 nt
Organism: Trichobilharzia regenti
Lineage: Eukaryota; Metazoa; Platyhelminthes; Trematoda; Strigeidida; Schistosomatidae
Source: the annotation of a GenBank genome assembly
UGGUACGAUGUUCUUUAUUUGUCCCCCUACUUUGUUUAACAUAUACAUAUACUGAUUUGUGUAAACAAUACUGAUACGGAUCAGCAAUGGAAAAAAAAUGAGGUAUCCAAUAAAGGCAUAUUUAAAAGCAAAAGCAAAUAUUUCGAAUGUUGCAAAUUGAUGAUGAUGAUGCUGAGGAUGUUUGCAAUUCUAUUGUUAGGUCUUGUGUCUUCUCUUUCCUAUACACAUUGUCAUGAUUCUAAACGACACGGAGUAGUAGGUCAACAAAUUGACCGCAUCCUAACACCACCAGAAGUGGUCCCACAACCCUAUAUUGUCAUGGAGAAACAUAUUCAAAGUGCUAAUUCAAAUGGAAAAAUUAAUUUAACUACCCCAGCAUCAACAAAUGCAACGGUUCCGAAAAAUAAACCUUUAGUGAGAGCUGUAGGAUCAGGACAUGCACCAGCUAGGAAAACUAGGUCUAAAGUGCAAGCUGUAGGAUCAGCAAAUGCACCGGCUAGGAAAAAUAAACCUUCACCGAGACGAAAACAACGUCCAGUUGUUGAGCUAUCUGGACCUAAUGUCCACCCUGCAGCGCCAACUCAUGCUCCGGUUAAACCAGCUGCACCUCAUGCCCAUCCUGGAGGACCAACUCCUGCUCCGGCGAAACCGACUCCAGCCCAUGUCCACCCUGCUGCACCAACUCAUGCUCCGGCGAAACCAACUCCAGCUCAUGUCCACCCUGCAGGACCAACUCCUGCUCCGGCGAAACCGACUCCAGCCCAUGUCCACCCUGGAGGACCAACUCCUGCUCCGGCGAAGCCCACUCCAGCUCAUGUCCACCCUGCAGGACCAACUCCUGCUCCGGCGAAACCAACUCCAGCUCAUGUCCACCCUGCACCACCAACACCUGCUCCAGCUAUGCCAACAGGACCUCAUGUUCAACCUGACGUACCAACUCAUGCUCCGGUGAAACCAGCUGCACCUCAUGCCCGUCCUGCUAACUCAACAUCAGAACCACAUGUUGUAGUUCAUAAUAUUACAGUUCCAGAAAAGGAUCAGCAACACCAUCCAGGAGGACCUAUGGAAGGACCUGAUGGAAAAGGUCAUGAUGAUCGUUCAAAAGAGAUACAACCGGAGAAGGGUGAUCAUCGUUCAAUCUGGAAAAGAAUGUGUGAUGACUUCUUCGAACUUUUUGCUGAAGAAGAAUUCCAUCCAGUAAAGCACAAGGGUUAUCUGUACAACUUCUGGUAUCUAUUCCGACAAAGAUUCUUGAAUAUUAAAAAUAUUAAGCUAUUGGCCUUUGGAAAAUAACUUGAAAUGUCAUCAAUUUGACAGAAUAAAUGUAAUAAUGAACUUAGUGAAACAAAAUGAUACAGUAUGAUGUUAACUAAGUAAUCGAUUUAUUUUCAUACGGUGAAAUUAAAAAAUGAAAAGAAAAGAAAAUGGUAUU